AUGUCAGAUUCACCAUCACCUACUCUCCUUCCAGAGAUCAUCCUCCUCAUCGUUCCGCUGCUGGGUCAAUCAGACCUGGCACAAUGUGCUCGCAUCAACAAAACCUGGCACGACUGCUGCACCCCUCUCCUCUGGAAAGUCGUUCAAAUCUUCCGACGCAAACACGCUGACUGCCUCGACAAUCCUGAGGGCCUCGCAAGUCUCGUUCGCAACGCACACUACACUCACACCUUUGAGACCAGUCGUGCCAGCGUCGCCAAGAGUUUCGCUAUCCGAGCAUCCCCACCUUGCACCAAUCUAAAGUCCCUUAGAUACCAGAUCCGAGGCGAGCAGUCGAUACAGUUUCGCUUGGAGGCACGGAGAGAUCCUGUGGAUCCGCUCGGGUACUCGCAGGUCCUUUGUCGGUUGUUGAGCCAGAACCCGGGGUUGCGGUCCUUGACUCUCGGAGGUGAAUGGCUCAUGAAUGCCUGGGAUGUGGAGGAUGUUUAUGGGGUCUUGAAUUGCAUCCCAACUGCCGAGCUGGAGAGGCUGGAGAUUGCCUUUGAUGCACCAUGGAAUGAACGGUCUCGAAUCCUCACGGCCUUUGCUGGGGUUUCUGAUGAGCAGGACAUGGACCCCUUUGUCGCCCUGAAGGAACUCGUUAUUGCUGACUGCUUUGGUGGUCAGCUUGCAGAUCCUGGGUUCGAAAAGUGGUGCAUCAAGCGAUGUGCGAGUCUGGAGAGCAUUCGACUCAAGAACUGUGGGAUUCUUUCAUUGGAGAGCCUUGCGCGCUCGGUCUUUGUGUCGUGUCCCAGAUUGAACAGACUAGACUACAUCAGCGGCGGCGAGGAGGACGACUCGACCUUUGUGGCUGUGUUGAUGAUGAGCAGUGAGGGUUGGAAGGAAGUUCAACUCUGCGGGAUGCAGAAUAUGGGACCCAUGGCUACACGACAGCUUAUGAAUCAUGCGUCGACGUUGGAGGUGCUGAAGUGUGACGGAUGGGGAGGGCAAGACAGCGCAGAACUUUACCCAUUUUUGUGUAAUGCGAGGCGACUCUGUCGGCUGGAGGGCGUGCAGGAUGGAUCGGGACUGACUUAUAUCAGGGAACUGUUUCUCAAUGCGUAUAUGGCGGCUAUGGUAGUGAACGAGCCUUGGGCUCUUGGGGAGUCGAUGGAGUACUUUCAGAUGAGGAUCGAGAGCGUCCCACGGCCGGAUGUCGUCUGUCGUCGGAACGGAUCGCCAUUGGACGACGAAUCGGAUGGUACGCUUCCGGUGAACAUGAACAAACGCUAUGAUAUCCAAAGGUUCAUCUACACUCAACUGGGUCGCAUGACAGGAUUGAAUGAGCUCAACCUUGGAGUCCCCGACACCGUUUCCGCCCGGCAUUCCUGGCACGUUGUGGAAUUAGGAGAGUUGGAACCCUUUGAUGACCCCGGACACAACUUUGUGAGAGAGUUCAACUAUCGCAGCCUCGAGUUUUCGUUGGCUAGUGGUCUGGAUCUGCUGGCUGGAAUGAAGGAACUGGCGGUGCUGGACGUUCGUUGGACGGCACACCGGAUCGGUGUCGAGGAGCUAGAGUGGAUGCAUGCCAAUUGGCCCAAGUUGAUAAAGAUCAAGGGCCUUUUGUCGAGGAGAGAAUGGGCUGGCGAUGAUGAAGGCAGUAUGGCGGUCAGGACUGCAGUGAACGAGUGGAUCGCUGCCCAUCCUCAUGGCAUUGAAGUCAUCACCCUCAUCGCCUCUCACCUGAAUCAACAUGAUCUCGCGCAGUGUCUCCGCCUCUCUCACAAGUGGUCUGACUUUUUCACCCAACUACUCUGGCAAGACGUCCACGUCGACGCUCGGUUCCAUAAUUCCAUAUGGCUGGGCUACCUCCUCCACAACAAACACCGCAUCCGAGACCUCCAACUCUCUGACCCUCAGGGAACACACCUCUUGGCUCUUAGCCAACGAGGCGAAGGGUCGCUUCGGUCCCUGAGCGCAAGUUUCCAGGACGAGGCUACUUCCUUUCUGACGAGGAUGGAUACCCCAGGGCCGUGGACUACAGCCGACUAUUUGAGUGAGCAGGCGGCCAACUUUGGCAACACUCGGGCGCUGGAACUCAUUCUGACAAGGAACUGGAAUCUGAGGUCGCUGACGAUGGACGAGUCUUGCUUUCGGAACAUGGAUGGAGGUGACGCCUUCAGCACAAUUAUGGCUAUUUGUCCUAUUACCCGACUGGAACGUUUGGAGCUCCGGUUCGGACACAACCCUAAUCGACCAGAUCCUCCAGCGAAUGCGCAACAAGGACCCGACUCGUUUGUCAUGGCGGACGUUGUCGCUGCACUGGGGGAUCGGAGAGAACUUGGAGGUCUUUUUGGUUUCUUUAAUGUCUUGAAGGAGCUAGUCAUCUCUGGCGGACAUUGUCAUAUCGACUACCAUCGACUUGGUUUCCUUCUUCGGUGUCCCAAUCUGAAGUGGAUACGACUGGAGGACAUUGAUGCCAUUGCGGUUGCCUCCCUGUCAGUCGCCAUGGGACUAUCCUGUCCCAAGUUGUCUCAUCUGGACUGGAAAGGGCCGCCUGUAGGACAGGAUCGAGAUAUUGCGAUUUUGUUGUCAGCUAGUUCGUCGGGGUGGAAGGAGAUCUCGUUGCCGGAUCUGAAGAAUUUCGGGACCCAGUCAUUUGCAUCUCUGAUGAGGAGGGUAUCGACAACGUUGGAGGUUCUCAGGGUUGGAGAUUGGGGUCACACUGAAGAGGACGACUUUUUGGAGUUACUUUGCUCUGCUCGAAAUCUGCGACGAAUUCAAGGGUUAGAAGAUGGGGAAUUCUCAGGGCUUCAGAAGGAGUUCACUGUAUCGGCAUAUGGGGCGCUCUACGGAUAUACCCACGUCAAAAAGGCGGAUCAAUCCUGGGCGCUGGGGCCAUCCAUGGAUUUUUUACAGCUGCGAAUUGUAGAAGUCCCUCGAUCGGAUGUCGUCUACUAUCGGUUUGGAGAUUCAAUGGCUCACCCGGAAGACUUGCCAGAGGAUUCGGACGACUCCUUGCGGUUCAAGGUGCAGCGGUGGAUUUAUACUCAGCUAGGGAGACUGACAGGCCUUCAGGAGCUCAUCUUAGGCGUCAUGGAUCUGAAUCCUGAGGAGUUGUCUAAGAGAGGUUUCAGCAAAGACACGGAUCCGAGUUCGAUUGAGCUGGAGGAGGCGUUAUGUCAUGUGUACCCAACGUUCAAUUACCAUACCUUGGAGUUCUCGUUGGAAAGUGGUCUCGAGCUAUUGGCGGGGCUGAAGAAGUUGAAAGUGCUAGAUGUGAGAUUGACAGCCCACAGGAUCGGCGUCGAGGAGCUGGACUGGAUGCAUGUCAAUUGGCCUAGGUUGAAGACGAUCAGGGGUUUAGAUUCGAGGCGAGAAUGGGCUGGUGAGGCUGAGCCCAGGCUGACAGUUAAAGCUGCGGUCGAUGCGUGGAUGGCUGAUCACCCAGACGGGAUUGGGUGUUAUUAUGCAGGAACCAAGUAA
Molecule: messenger RNA, 3465 nt
Organism: Linnemannia hyalina
Lineage: Eukaryota; Fungi; Mortierellomycota; Mortierellomycetes; Mortierellales; Mortierellaceae
Source: the annotation of a GenBank genome assembly